Apiotrichum porosum is the source of this 1836-nucleotide messenger RNA. RefSeq lists its product as uncharacterized. The record is from RefSeq and is a predicted model, not a curated record. The transcript has 5 exons. Lineage: Eukaryota; Fungi; Basidiomycota; Tremellomycetes; Trichosporonales; Trichosporonaceae. The coding region runs from base 1 to 1836 and encodes 611 amino acids.
AUGAGCUUCACCUACCUCGGCGACACUCUCGCCGCACCACCCCCCCUUGGAACCCACACCUCCAACUCAACCUCCUCGUCCCCAGAGCCUGGAAGCACCACCCCGGCAAGCAACCUGAGCGCGGCUCCCAGCGACACAGCCAACUCGGUCGACAUCACCACUGCCGGCGGCACCGUCUCAUUUCCCCACCCCCACUCCCAAGCUUUUUCAGCGCAGGGACCUCCUCAGUAUCUGCACAAGCGCACGACGCGCAGUGCCGCACGCUCAAGCGCGUCUGCAAGCACCCCCACAGGCUCGAGCGGCAGCCGCCACAUGAGCGUCGACGUCGAUCGUUCGACACCCCUUGGCGACACCGGCAUGAGUGUACACGCUGCUACCACCAGCACCACCACCCACAGCAACAACAACAACAACGCCUCGGCCCAUACCGGCGCUACCACCCCAGCUGGCCUCCUUGGGUUGACUCCGACAACCACUCCACCCACCGGUACGCCGUCACUCGGUCCACUCGCGCCUCCUGGUAUCCUUCAGCCAAUGCUCGGGCCUUCGACCGUGUCCACCACGGCCCCUCCUUCCGCCACGGCCCCUUCCACCACCGUGGCCAACGGCCUCUACGGGUUUAAUCAACUUGCCUGGCCUACCCCAGCCAACUCUGCUGCUGGCACCGGUGCAGGCGGUGGCAGUGGACUCGAGGAGUGGCGCCACGACAACAACAUGCUCUUCUUUGGCAACACGGCCCCACCCAACGCGGCCAGUCCUCUUCAGAUUCUCCGCCGCCAGCCAAGCACGGGAUCGACGGGCGGAUUUGGCACCAACUCGUCACGGAACGACAUUCGUGACCGCGAUCGCGACCUCAACCCCCGUGACCACACCCGUGACAUGAACUUACGCUGGAAGGAGGAGCGCAUGGUCAACGGUGACGCUGAAUACCACAACAACGUGCACCACCCUCAUGCUCACACCACCCACCCCACCCACCCGUCCACCCACCCGUCUCAGCACUUAACCCACCCCCUCGAUUACGAGUACAACCGUUACCCUACUGGCAUUCGCGACCAGGACUUGGACUACUCCAGUGGUGGCGGCGGCGGUGGUAGUGGUCUCGCCAACGGUGUACGCGACCCCCGUGAGCCACCCGUCAUUGAUGGAUACGUUCCCACUCUCCUCCGUCCUCAACCUCCACGCCUCAACCAAGGCCCUCACCAUUCGCUUUCCCCGUCGCCUCUUGGCCACCAGCUCUCUCCACACAUGCAGCAUGGAAACCAACCUCAGCAUCCCAGCCAGCACCAGCACCAGCAGCAGUCGUCCACACACGCCCAUACCAACAGCCACAUUUUUCCUCACGCGCCACACGCUGCUCACCCUAGUCACCUCCAGCCCAUCGUUCCCGUUCCCCAGCAACAGCACUCGUACGGCUGGCCGCUCCAAUACAACUCCAUCGCCGACAUGAACGGCAAUGGAUACCGCGAGGACCCUUGGGCGACCCCUCCCGGUGCUGGAAGUGUCAACAGCGGUGGUGGACCCAGCUCGACAACCCAACGUGUUCCCGGGCCCGAACAUGAGCGCAUCAGGGCACCGGCUAAGCGUGGAACAAGUGCUCCAGCCACACGACGCUUCCCUUGCCCUGAUUGCACGGAGGCCUUCACCCGCCGUAACGACCUUGUGCGCCACCGCCGGAAGCACACCGGUGAAAAGCCAUUCUCCUGCCCUGUGUGCGACCACGCCUUUGCGCGCAAGGACAAGCUCCUCAUGCACAUUCAGCGCUCCGAGCCUUGCCGUGCGCGUGCCCCACCUCGCCAGACCCGCGGUGGACGGCGCGAGAGGAUCAACAACUAA